AUGCUAAUUACUUUGCCUUAUUAACUGCAUAUAUAAUCUCUAUUUCUGUCUGUGUCUCUCCAUAAUUAUAUAUAUAUAUAUUUGAUUUUUCAAUAAAAUUGUUAAAAAGGGAUUGAAUUGAAGGGCAUGGAGAAGAGGAGACAAAGAUGAAGAAAGGUGCAAAUUUAUACAGAGAAUCAAAGUGGUGGAAUUGUUGCAAAUUAAUAUCAUCACCACCUUCUUCUUCAUGUUUCGACAACAAACCCUCCAAAAUUAUUGCUCUCUUCAUAACUUCCCUUCUCUUACUCACUGCUUGGAUUCACUUUGGUAAAUAUGGAGGACAAUCUCCCGAAAAUGCCCUCCAUUUUUCUAGCGCAAAACCCGAAAAGGCCCUCGAGUAUCCCCUGGACUGCGCCGCAUGGAAUCACACCCUUGCCACCUGCCCGAAAAACUACCCGGUUUCCCACAACCCUUCUUCGCCGGAAACGGUCUGCCCGGAGUAUUUCCGAUGGAUUCACGAAGACCUGAGGCACUGGAAGCAGACCGGAAUAACGAAGGACAUGGUGGAGAAGGCGCGCGCAACGGCGCAUUUCAGGCUCACCAUUUUGGACGGGAAGGUUUACGUUGAGAAGUUCCGCGAGUCGAUUCAGACGCGCGCUUUGUUCACGAUGUGGGGGAUCGCGCAGCUGGCGAGGUUCUAUCCGGGAAAACUGCCUGAUUUGGAGCUAAUGUUCGACUGCGAUGAUCGGCCAGUCGUGGAAGCGAAGCGUUUCCGCCAUCCAGGCGCCGAGCCGCCGCCGCUGUUCCGGUACUGCUCGGAUCGGCACAGCUUGGAUAUCGUCUUCCCCGAUUGGUCAUUUUGGGGCUGGGCCGAGAUAAACAUAAGGCCAUGGAGAAGUGUGUUGAAGGACAUUAAAGAAGGGAACAGCAGGACAAAAUGGGAGGAUAGAGUGCCCUUAGCCUACUGGAAAGGGAACCCUCAUGUCUGUCCAUGGAGGGGUGAUCUUUUGAAGUGCAAUGCCACACCAGAGCAAGAUUGGAACACACACCUUUAUGUUCAAGAUUGGGUUGAAGAGUCGAAAAAAGGAUACAAGGAAUCGAAUCUUGGUGAUCAAUGCACCUACAGGUACAAAAUUUAUAUCGAAGGAUGGGCAUGGUCCGUGAGUGAAAAAUACAUUCUAGCGUGCAAUUCCCCGACCUUGCUUAUGACAUUGAGAUGGCACGAUUUCUUCAUUAGAGGCAUGGUUCCUCAGCACCAUUAUUGGCCUGUUAGGGACAACGAUAAAUGCAGGUCCCUUAAAUUUGCUGUCGAAUGGGGAAACAACCAUACGGACAAGGCAAAGGCGAUCGGGGAAGCUGGAAGCCGUUUCAUCCACGAGGAUUUGAAAAUGGAGUACAUCUACGACUACAUGUUUCAUUUGCUAAAUGAAUAUGCGAAGCUCUUCAAGUACAAGCCCACCGUGCCUCCCAAUGCAAAAGAGCUCUGUACCGAAUCAAUGGUUUGCUCGGCAGAUGGUAACUGGAGGAAGUUCAUGGAAGAAUCCCUGGUGAAGUCCCCUUCGUAUUCGGUCCCUUGCAGAAUGCCUCAACCUUACAAGCCUCAAGAACUCAGGUCAUUCAUCGAUAAACAGGUGGAGACGACUAAGCAAGUGGAGGCAUGGGAGAAGGAAUAUUGGGACAAACAAAACAAACAGCAGUAGUAUCCAUCAUAAUACAAUGAUCUGCUUAGUGAGUGAAAUUUUUCGAUAGAUUGUGAGAUCUUAAAUGCACAUUACAUGAAAAUGUAAUAAUAUAUUCUGUAAAAAAACAAGACACAUGAAAACAUUGUAGCAUUUGUUGUUUCUGUUAAUUCUAUACUUAUCCUCUGUGAUAUUAUCCUAA
Andrographis paniculata is the source of this 1860-nucleotide messenger RNA. RefSeq lists its product as uncharacterized. Lineage: Eukaryota; Viridiplantae; Streptophyta; Magnoliopsida; Lamiales; Acanthaceae. The transcript is spliced from 6 exons. The coding region runs from base 147 to 1679 and encodes 510 amino acids. The record is from RefSeq and is a predicted model, not a curated record.